Molecule: messenger RNA, 1050 nt
Organism: Rotaria socialis
Lineage: Eukaryota; Metazoa; Rotifera; Eurotatoria; Philodinida; Philodinidae
Source: the annotation of a GenBank genome assembly
AUGAAAAAUGGUGCUGAAUAUGAAAACACUGACGAAAACUUAUCAAACACUACUGACUCAAUUUAUAAAAGUUCACUAUUUCAUGGUCAAAAUCAAAAUCCAGAAAAAGUAGCAUUACUAAAUGAUUCAGCAUCAUCAAGUGAUACUGAACAAUCACCGUAUGAAGAGGUAGCUGUUAAUAUAUCAAAUACUGAUGAUCCAAAUACAUUGUGUUUAACGUUUCGCUCAAUGCUGAUUGGUAUACUAUUAGGAUGUAUUAUGGCAUUUACAUCUCAGUUUUUUGCGUUUCGUACAUCACCAUUAGAUCUUAAUAUUGGUAUAUUAGUAUUAAUUUCAUAUAUGAUUGUUGAAUUAAUGUCAAAAAUAUUACCAAAUCGUAUAUUUAAUAUUACAAUCAAUCCCGGGCCGUUCACUAUGAAAGAAUAUGCUCUUAUUACAACAAUGGCUUCAUCAGGCCUACGUACGUAUGAGGGUAUCGAAACGCUCACUAUUCAACGCUUUCAUUUUAAAUAUAAUCUUGGUCAUUUUAAUUCCGUUUUAUUUUUAUUAAUCGUGCAUGCUCUUGCCAUUUCGUUUUCUGGAAUAUUAAAACGAUAUCUUAUAUGGCCAGGUUUCAUGAUUUGGCCUAAAACAUUGAUGACUUGUUCAUUGAUACGUACAUUAAUUCAUGAAAAUGAAUUUACAGAGGACCAUAGUCGAUGGAAAAUAACACGCUUGAAAUUUUUCUGGUUGAUAGUCUUAUGUCAAUUUCUAUGGUAUUGGCUACCUGGUUGCAUAUUUCCUCUUCUGUCAUUUUUUUCGUUGAUCUGUGUUAUGUCACCGAAAAAUGUUGUACUAUCGCAAGUGACUGGUGCGUGUGGUCUUGGCUUUGGUGCGAUAGAAUUCGAUUGGAAAGCUUGGGUAGCUUAUUUGGAUACGCCUAUUCUCGUCCCGUUCUGGGCACAUAUCCAGAUAUUUGUUGGACUUGUAAUAGUUAUUUGGAUUGCAACGCCUCUCAUCUAUUACUUAAAUGUUUGGGAUUCGAAAAAAAUUCCCUAUUAUCUCAAAUAA